Molecule: messenger RNA, 625 nt
Organism: Meloidogyne enterolobii
Lineage: Eukaryota; Metazoa; Nematoda; Chromadorea; Rhabditida; Meloidogynidae
Source: the annotation of a GenBank genome assembly
AUGUCAACAUUCUUUAUAUAUUUUUUAAUUAUUUCCAAUCUUUUCUCAUCAUCUUCACGCGUUUCUCCUACACUUUUUCCAUUGGUUAAAAUUUUAUCCAGCUCAUUUCCGAAACAUUUUUGGCAUGCGUGCCAAACGCACCCGUUCACUUCAAUUGCCCUAUCUUCUGCUUCUAUAUACCCAUCUACUUUAUAUUUUCCAGCCACUACAUGUUCUCCACCUUCUGAAUGUGCAGUUUUAAUUGGAAUCCCUCUUGUCUCCUCGUACCAUUGUAAAUAUUUUAGGGCAAGCUCACUUUGAUUAUCACAGUUCUCAUAUCCUUUCUCCGGAACAAUUGCCAAGUGUUCAGAUUUCAGAUGGUUAAGUCGAAAAUGUUUCAUACAGGCCGAUGCUAUUGUCAUUGCUUCUUUUAAAAUAUCGAUUCCUUCCGCCGCUGCUCCAGGUUGUGUGUUUUUCUUCUUGCUAAUUUCUGUAAACUUCUUUCUAAAGGCAAUCAGUGCUUCUGUGAGUAUUUGUACAUCGUUUGUGCAGUAUUCGGCCAAAGCUUCAUCCAAGUUAAAUUGAUUAUUUUUUUCUUUUUCAUACCAUUUAUCAAAUUCAUUUUGCUUUUCAGGUGACAUUCCUC